This is a messenger RNA of Nothobranchius furzeri (turquoise killifish), 6570 nucleotides long. It is a transcript of the gene prkacab, whose product is annotated as protein kinase, cAMP-dependent, catalytic, alpha, genome duplicate b. Gene Ontology annotation, molecular function: protein kinase A regulatory subunit binding; ATP binding; protein serine/threonine kinase activity. Gene Ontology annotation, biological process: protein phosphorylation. The record is from RefSeq and is a predicted model, not a curated record. Lineage: Eukaryota; Metazoa; Chordata; Actinopteri; Cyprinodontiformes; Nothobranchiidae. Gene Ontology annotation, cellular component: nucleus.
ACGUUCGCUCCGCUGUAGUUCCGUCAUCUCGCUGGUCUCCGAGGCUACGGGGGCCCGAUGUUGAUUUGGGUGAAUACCUGUCGUUGUCGGACCCCGCUGAGGCUAAAAUUUUGCUAAGCUGGUUUUAUUGACAACAAGCGAGACGCUUUCGAUUGAGAACAUUGCUCCCUCUCCGCUGGUAUUGUUGUUUUUAUAGGCUGGGAGAGGUGGUGGAGAGCCGGGGAGGGGAGCUCCGUUCGGCGGGGGCUGCAAGGAGGGUCAGGUGGAGACUGUAUCCUCCGUGUCCAGGCCAGCUGCCUCCGAGCUCAACCCUGAAGCUCCGGCGAAGCCCCAGCUCAACGUGGAUUUAAAUCCGAUGCUGGCCAGCGGCUGCGGGUGACCGUGGGAGGGAGCGAACCCGCUUAUCUAACGUGGCGCCGCAUUAGCAGCUGUCAGGCUACUAAAGAGCAAGACCUCGGAGUGAACGCUCCGUGCUGCUGCUGGAUUCAGGAAAACACCGUCCAGAUCGAGAUUUGACCGACUUGAGGAGGCUGCAGGGCGGCCGGAACGCCGCGGAUUGCCUGUUGACAGGUUGUCAUCAUGGGCAACGCGCCCACGGCAAGAAAGGGCAGCGAGAUGGAAAGCGUCAAGGAAUUCCUUGCUAAAGCCAAAGAGGACUUCCUCAAAAAGUGGGAGAAUCCUGCACAGAACACUGCUAGCCUGGAGCAGUUUGAGAGGUUGAAAACUCUGGGCACGGGCUCAUUUGGUCGUGUUAUGCUGGUGAAGCACAGAGAAACUGGCCAGCAUUACGCCAUGAAGAUCCUCAAUAAGCAGAAGGUGGUGAAGCUCAAGCAGAUAGAGCACACUCUAAACGAGAAGAGGAUUCUUCAGGCUGUCAGCUUUCCAUUCCUCGUGCGCUUAGAGUAUUCAUUCAAGGACAACACUAACCUCUACAUGGUGAUGGAAUACGUACCAGGUGGAGAGAUGUUCUCUCAUCUACGAAGAAUUGGCAGAUUUAGUGAACCACAUGCCCGGUUCUACGCUGCUCAGAUCGUUCUGACUUUUGAGUACCUGCAUGCUUUGGAUCUGAUCUACAGAGACUUGAAACCUGAAAACCUGCUCAUAGACCAGCAGGGCUACAUACAGGUUACAGAUUUUGGCUUUGCCAAACGUGUAAAGGGCCGGACCUGGACAUUGUGUGGCACCCCAGAAUAUCUGGCCCCAGAGAUCAUUCUCAGCAAGGGGUACAACAAAGCGGUGGACUGGUGGGCGCUGGGUGUCCUCGUCUAUGAGAUGGCAGCGGGGUAUCCUCCUUUCUUUGCUGAUCAGCCGAUUCAGAUCUAUGAGAAGAUUGUAUCAGGAAAGGUGCGUUUUCCGUCUCACUUCAGCUCAGACCUGAAGGACCUCCUGAGGAACCUUUUACAGGUGGAUCUGACAAAACGGUACGGGAACCUCAAAAAUGGGGUCAACGACAUCAAAGGACAUAAGUGGUUUGCAACAACUGACUGGAUUGCGAUCUACCAGAAAAAGGUGGAAGCUCCGUUUGUCCCCAAGUUCAAAGGACCAGGCGACACCAGCAACUUUGACGACUAUGAAGAGGAGGAGAUCCGCGUCUCCUUCACUGAGAAAUGUGCCAAGGAGUUUGCUGAAUUCUAGAAUUUGAGAACAAGAGAGGAUAAAGAAGAGAAAGAAUUAGGGAGAGUCACAGGUAGGCUGGUCGAGAAGGAGACGUUAAAAGGAAGUACCGUCUCCUCUCUAAACACAAGCACCAGCUGCAAAAUAAGAAGGGAAAAAUGGAAUAGAGAAGAGAGAGGAGACUGAUAACCAGCAGUGUUGCCUUUUCUGUUGCGUCUCUGUUGUUUUAUUUAUUAUUAUUCUGUCUUAUUUAUGAAUCCCUUUAUAACGAGGCUGUUUCAUGGGUGUCAGGAACCCCACUAACUUAGAUCUGCCUCUACACAUUUUCAUCCAUCUUUCCUUUUUUUUCUUUAAUAGUUUCCUUCAUCUUUAAUUCGUUUUUGUGCCAUGACACGAAGAAAUCAGCCGAUCGGUUACAUGAGCCCAGCAAGUCCACACCAAAAUGUCAUUAUUUAAUCACCUUUUUUUUUAAUUAGUGAGCAGAACACACAACGGUAAGCGCUCGGAUGUUCUGCAGCGUUUAUCCUUUGUUCUUGUAUUUAAAUGCUAACUCUUUCAUAUCAUAAACAAGAUCCUUUUAAGCACGAGGGGCCAAAAGACAAACAGAUGACACAAAUGUUAGUUGUGUAACUCCAUAUAAUGUUACGACCAUUGUUCUACUCAGACUUUGUACAUAUCUGCAGUACUCCAUUUUUAAAUGUCAAUAGAUACUAGUGGCUCCACUGAAACCAUGUACGCUAACAAACAAGGAAAUAUGACUAAAGGAAAGGGUUCGUCUCAGUUUUACCGGUGUUGCUAAAAGAGAAACAGGAACACCACAACAUAAAGGAAACUCAGGUUUGAACAUAUCACAUUUAUCUUGAGAAUCAGCAGGUGGAUCUCUGAGUAUGGAUUUGGAAAUUCAAAGUUUGGGUUCAAAUUUACAGAGCUAAAAAAAAUGGGACUAUUCAGAGUUUUUGUUAGCGUCUUCCACAGUUCUCCCUUCCAGAAGAUUUGGUGUUUUGCUUACUCUGCAAGUCUGUUUUGAUAUAAGCACUUCCUGUUUCAGCUUAAGAUGAGUCUGCUUGUUGAAUCAACCGUUUGGCCCCUGAGUCUGACCCAAAGAGGCCGUCUGAGGUGGACGACCUCACUCGGCUUCUGACUGGUGGUCACCAGUACGAUGUGAAUCAUGUGCUUUACUUUCAUCUUGCUUACCUCUUUCUUUGUACCGAUAAGGAAGCAAGACCACGUUAUGAUGAGUGCAGGUUUUUUCCCUUUUGUAUUUGUUUGACUUGGUGAUUAAACAAGGAUCGGUAUUCUAUUAAAUAAGAUGGGCCUGGUUCACAGAGCUAGAUUUUGAAUUUGUUGGACGACCUUCAAAGUGGCAAAAAAAAAUCACUGAUUUUACAGUUUUGGUGAGUGGUGUGGAGCAGCACGGCAAGAGCUACACACAAACCAACUUCAGUCUCAAGGAUUUCCCAGUCAGACAGGAAAUCUUGCCAAACCUCUCGAGAUAAAACGUGACUUCAAGGUAAACAAACACGGCGGAGAAUGAGUGUGCAAAAUGCUUCUGCCACCUUGCUUUCUGAUUGGCUCAACAUGCAUUCAACAGGCAGCACACUCUUUUGUCCAUAAAAUCUUGGUAAGACAAUCCACCAUGUUCAUUACCCCUAUGUUAUGACAUCCUUCUUCACAGGCCAAAGCAGUCUUAACACACCACACAUGACAGAAAUUUCUGAUAAGAUUAUCAGCAAUCAGACAUGUUCGUAAAGGCCUUGUUCACUGAGUAACUGUAACACUAGAUUUUUUUAGGGAAAGGAAAUAUAUGGGAAAACGAUCAGGUCAGCAAAAGCCUGUUUCGUAAACGUCACAGAGGAAAUUGGCCUCCAUGGCCCCGCCCACGUUGGCUUCCAACCACUCACAGGAAGGCCGUAUUCUUCUUGUGGCCAGCAGAGAGCAGAACGUGUCUCGGCUAGUAGAAGCCAACCAUUAGCAACUAAUGGGUCAUCCCCAUCUGUACCGGGUCGGCCCGGGCCGGGUACCGUAGGUUGUUUACAUAUCUGGGUGGCCUGGUAUUUUUCUGGGCCAACCAAGGCUCAUUCUCAGCCCUCUUCUCGAGGGGGUCUGCUUCAGGCCGACCAGGGCCAACACACCCACUGCUGACAGCAAAUUCACACCUUCCAUUAGAGCAAGCCUCUGAUUGGUGGGUAGAAUCAGCCCACAUGGGCUUAAGGCAAGGAUGUGUGGAAUCAACCGGGCCAGGCUGGGGCCGACUGGGGCUACCCGGCCCGACCCGGUACAGAUGGGAAUGGCCCAUUAGAGUUGCAUUGUGAGCCAAUCAAAGUGAAACGCUUGCAUAUCACAAGUAUUAAUAUCUAAGACUCGUAACCCUACCAUUUUUGCACCCCCCCCCCCCCCCACACACACACACUCCAAACUUCCACCCCCUGAAACCGCAGUACCAGAGCUUUUUUUUUUUUCAUUCUUAAUUUUUUUACAAAAACGAUUCACGAGCAAUCAUUAAGUUAUCACCACAGCAAAUGCAUUUGACACAACAAGUGAAUAAGACGUUAAAGAUUGCUGGAAUGGAAGAAUCGGGUCAUUUAAUCUGCUGUGUGAACCGGGCCUAAGCCUCAGUAAACACAUAGAGGUGAAUGGUGUCGUUGACGAGCUGAACCUCAGGUCUUCAGGGUCUCUUUGGUUGAUAGUUUGAUUGCACAGAGCUUCAUCUGAUGGUCAUUUUGUUAAUUUAGUUCAUUGGAAAUCCAUUGAAAACACAAAAAAUUGUACUGUGGUUUUUAUCUCAGUUUAUUUAAGUUCUGGAGGUUUUUUUUUUAAUUCCUUUAGUUUUCUCUUGUUUAAAACUGCUCAGAAAUGAAACUAAUAUAUAAAUAACAAGCCUUGUUUCAGAAUUACACAUAUGCAAUGUGUAAUUGUUUGUGUGUUCUUUGUGAACUUGAUUGAUUUUUGAAAUGACCCAACAUGAAGGAAUUUGCAUGGGGGGGGGGAUUUUUCCACAAUGGUCCAGAAAUGGGCCCCGGGCCUCACAUUCCCUCAUUCAGCCCCAGCAUUACUGUGGAAAUGUGACUUAGAUUUAAAAAUGGAUUUAUGCAGCACCGCAUCUUAAACAUCUGUAAUGACCUCCUUGGAAACUUACCUUUAAUUGCAGCAAAACAACAAUUUGCAGAAGAGGCUGCAAAGAUCUUUGAUUAAAGUCCAUUAUGGGUCAAACUCCCCCCAAAACUCUUAAUUCUUCACACCUCUUAACCUAUGUGGAUAUUUCUAAAAGCAUAUUGAGGUGCUACAUUUAACGUACACCCAACAGUUAAAAAUAAUCCUACAAUUUAACAUAAUUUUACCAGCAUGUUGUGUAACACGGCCAAUCAGGUUUCAAAUAAAAAAGAACCAAAUUAACUUUACUACUCAUAUAAAAUGACUGGAUGUUGUGCUUCCUUUGACAUUUUACAACUGGUUUAAUUGUAAUAAACAAAAAUGUUGCAGUUAAUCUGGGGCUCACAUUAUAAAUUGGCCUCAUGAUAAUUUGAGGCUAAAAUUCCUUUCAUGUACUAAUUUCCUUAUCAUAUUAAGUGGUUAAGUGCUGAUGAUUGUUUCUACUUCAUCUUUGAGAGAAAUGGCUGAAAAAUCAACAUUUCACUGAUACAUCUGAAGUUAAAUCAGCAGUUGAAUGGUGGGAUGGAUCCGCAGGCUCAUUGAUUAUGGACUAAUAAACCCACCGUUUUCAUCAGCAUUGUUUACAUAUCUUGUUGGGACUUUGCAUUUGCUAUAUUUCCUUCAUGUCAGGUUCAGGAUUAUGGAGCUUCACUUCUGCCACUUGGAGAACAAAAUAGUUAUAUGGGGUGUCAUAAUUGUGAUUUUCAAAAACCCAAGUAUUACCAAAACUUUAUUGUCUUUGAACUUGAAUUGUGGAUGCCCCUUUAAUGGAACAAUAUGACAGGAAAAUUCAUAUUCAUACAUUUCAAAGUAGAAUUGUUAUUUUUCUAAGUCAUAAUUAUGACUCUUUGUUGUAACCGUGUCCCAAAGCAGAUUUUGAAAGUGUGACUUUUAAAAGAGCAAUUAUAACUAUCAAAGUCAUCAUUAUGACAUUAUCCAAUAAUCACACCUUUUAAACCCCUCAAAAGUCAAAAUUAUGAUUUUAAGGUCACAAUUAAAGGACAAACGCUUCUCUCAUUGUAGACAUUCCUCAUGUGGUGUGAAUUUAGAUACAAAUCUUAGUCAUAGGUAUGAUUUUCAAAGUAAUACAAUUAUAUCUGAAAAAUAUGUUUAAAUGCCAUAAUUAUGACUUUACUUAAUAAGACUAUCUUAUAAGGAUUUUAAAAGUCAUAAUGACUUUGAAUCUGGAUUUUAUCUUCAAACCUCUGAACACUGAUUUUGAAAGUCAAAAUUAUGACUUUAUUUACAUUAAUAAAAUUCUAAAACCUGGAUUAGUUUGUUUGUGAUUUUGAAUGGUAAUCUAAAACUUAAAAUACUCAUAUUCAUGACUCGGUAUCCUAUAGUUAUGCAUUUAAGGCAUCAUGGUUUUCAAAGUCAUAAUUAUGAUUUUUAUGAAAUGCAUACGGUAACUAUUAAUUUUAAAGCCAUCACGUCAUAUAUGUGGACUUUUUUUUCCAAGUUGGGGAAAUGGACCUCCAUACAGUAUUGAUUAUCCUGGAGCAAAAAAUGUUUGGAGUUCUGAUGUUAUUGUGUCUCCUCUGUGUUUUUGCAGUGAUACAACUUCCGUUCAAUGCAGGCACAAUGCUGGUACAUAGCCUACUGUCGCGCACUUUUUAAGGAAAUGAGACCCCGAUGUAAAAUCCAUGUUAAUCCCUGCCACAAACUCAACACUCGCGAGACACAGGCGCAAAAAGUGAAGGGUCAAAAGUCACGGGAACGGUGACUAAAAAAAUGAAAAAAAAAACAGGAAGUGUAAUAUUUUGCAACAUGAGUAUCAUUCCAAUAAAGUUUUACUUGUAAAAUUCA